This is a messenger RNA of Astyanax mexicanus (Mexican tetra), 2159 nucleotides long. It is a transcript of the gene nptx2b, whose product is annotated as neuronal pentraxin IIb. The coding region runs from base 216 to 1520 and encodes 434 amino acids. The transcript is spliced from 5 exons. Lineage: Eukaryota; Metazoa; Chordata; Actinopteri; Characiformes; Acestrorhamphidae. The record is from RefSeq and is a predicted model, not a curated record.
CGCUGUUGGUUCAGCAGCUCGGCGCGCGCGGCGCUCAAGGUGGCCAGGAGAAAAAGUAGCGGCAGGUGAGAGAGAGAGAUUAGUGCGCGAGAGACAGCAGCUCGUGAGUUAGUGACAGUGAGUGAGUUAGUAAGUGAGUUAGUGAGUCUCGAGCUGUUUGAGUAGCUGGAGUAACGUUAGUUUAAACGCAUCACUGAAACUCUCUUUAUCUCAUAAUGACAAUAAUGAGUCUCGCGCUCGUCCUGGCGUCUCUCCUCGCUCUCUCGCGCGCACCUGCAGUCAGUGGACAGGUGGAGCAGGAGAACCGGUACCUCUGCACCGCCGUUCCCCUCGGCAAGGACCCGAGCUGCCCGCUGCAGCCCGCAAGCGUCUCGAGCGGCACUUCUCAGGAGGAGGAGCUGAGGAACACGGUGAUGCAGCUCAGAGAGACCAUCCUGCAGCAGAAGGAGACCAUAGUCAACCAGCUGGGAACCAUCAAGGAGCUGACCUACAAACUGUCCCGCUGCGAGUCCGCCUCCUCAGACGACUCUGGCUCCUGGAGGAACAGCAAGGACACCAUGGACGACGUUCCCAGAGACCCCAACGAGACCAUCGACGGUCUGGGGAAGACCAUGCAGAGUUUGAAGGACCGCCUGCAGAAUCUGGAGCAACAGCAGAUGCGAGCCAAUCUCUCUGGAGCUUCGUUCCCCAACGAGCUGCGAGACCUGCUGCAGCGCAGGCUGGGGGACCUGGAGAGCCAGCUGCUCAAAAAGGUCAACGAGCUGGAAGAGGAGAAAUCACAACUGUACAAUGAGACAGCUGCCCAUCGGCAGCGCACUGAGAACACCCUCAACUCGCUCAUGAACAGAAUCUCUGACCUGGAGAAAGGAAAUACCGGCUUCAGGUCUCCUGAGGAUUUUAAGCUCUCCUUACCCCUGCGCACCAACUACCUUUUUGGACGAGUGAAAAAAAGCCUGCCUGAAAUGUACGCCUUCACCGUGUGCAUGUGGCUCAAGUCCAGUGCCAGCCCUGGCAUCGGGACCCCAUUCUCCUAUGGGGUACCUGGCCAGGCCAACGAGAUUGUGCUGAUCGAAUGGGGGAACAACCCAAUGGAGCUACUCAUCAAUGACAAGGUGGCUCAGUUACCUCUGUCUUUAAGUGAUGGGAGAUGGCACCAUAUAUGCAUUACCUGGACCACCAGAGAUGGGCUGUGGGAGGCUUAUCAGGAUGGUCAGAAGCUGGGCUCAGGGGAAAAUUUAGCACCAUGGCACCCGAUCAAACCUGACGGAGUUCUUAUCCUGGGACAGGAACAGGACAUGGUCGGGGGGCGCUUUGAUGCUACCCAGGCCUUCGUGGGGGAGCUGAGUCACUUCAAUAUCUGGGACCGGGUGCUGCGACCCAUAGACAUCAGCAACAUCGCCAACUGCUCCUCCUACAUGCCCGGCAAUGUGGUGGCCUGGGCCGACAGCGACGUGGAGGUGUUUGGCGGAGCCUCCAAGUGGCCGCUGGAGCUGUGUGAAGAUCGGCUCUUUGACAAUUAAUUAAAGAGUUUUUGGGAAAAAGAACUUCUGUCUUUCAGAGAGACUUUAAGUCUCUGUUCAUGUGCUUUGUGAUGGACUGCUAGUCUCUUAGUAGACUGAAUAUCAGAACAGUGUAACUUAUGUGGUGUAACUGCUUUGUUUGAUAAUCUCUCCUUCUAUCUAAUGCCUCUCUCUCUCUCUCUCUCCCUCCAUUGCAAAGCCUGUGGAUUUGACUGCUAAAAAUGUGCUUGCUGGUCUUGUAGGCCAAAAGCUGGCAGAUUAGCUUUGAAUGUUCUCACCUUUAGCUCUGACUCAUGAGCUUAUGAUCACCUGCUGCCCUUCAGCAGUGAAUUUAGUGAUUGUGUACGUUUAGUCCAAUCUAUAAACGGCCCAUUUAUAGAUUUCUUUAAAAAAGGAACAUGUACAUAGUUUAAACAGUUCCUGUUCAUAAAAUCAUAACUCCUACAGUCCAAAUGUGCAGAUCAAGCCACAAAACCCACCAUUUAUGACUGUAAUGUCACAGAAAACGUAAAUAUAUUUACCUAUAUCCACCUAUUUAGCAAUUGAGAGUGGUUUAUAGAUAGACUUUUACAUAUAUUAUAUGUUAUUAUAUGUUAUAUUAUAUUUAUACAGACACACACACACACACACACACACACA